Molecule: messenger RNA, 2457 nt
Organism: Knipowitschia caucasica
Lineage: Eukaryota; Metazoa; Chordata; Actinopteri; Gobiiformes; Gobiidae
Source: the annotation of a GenBank genome assembly
AUGCUAACCUGCUCAUUUUACCCUAUUUGCCCCCCCCUGCCCCCUGUGGUCCCACCCCCCUCCUCUGUCCCCCUGUGGUCCCACCCCCCUCCUCUGUCCCCCUGUGGUCCCACCCCCCUCACUGUCCCCCUGUGGUCCCACCCCCCUCACUGUCCCCCUGUGGUCCCCCCCCCUCCUCUGUCCCCCUGUGGUCCCACCCCCCUCACUGUCCCCCUGUGGUCCCACCCCCUCCUCUGUCCCCUGGGUCCCACCCCCUCCUCAGUCCCCCUGUCCCCACCCCCUGUCCCCCUGUGGUCCCACCCCCCCCUCCCCUGUCCCCCCCCUGUCCCCGGUCCCACCCCCCCCUCAGUCCCCCUGUGGUCCCACCCCCCUCCUCUGUCCCCCUGUGGUCCCACCCCCCUCCUCAGUCCCCCUGUGGUCCCACCCCCCCCCCCCCUCAGUCCCCCUGUGGUCCCACCCCCCUCCUCUGUCCCCCUGUGGUCCCACCCCCCUCCUCAGUCCCCCUGUGGUCCCACCCCCCCCCCCCCCCUCAGUCCCCCUGUGGUCCCACCCCCCUCCUCUGUCCCCCUGUGGUCCCACCCCCCUCCUCAGUCCCCCUGUGGUCCCACCCCCCUCCUCUGUCCCCCUGUGGUCCCACCCCCCUCCUCAGUCCCCCUGUGGUCCCACCCCCCUCCUCAGUCCCCCUGUGGUCCCACCCCCCUCACUGUCCCCCUGUGGUCCCACCCCCCUCCUCAGUCCCCCUGUGGUCCCACCCCCCUCACUGUCCCCCUGUGGUCCCACCCCCCUCACUGUCCCCCUGUGGUCCCCCUGUGGUCCCCCUCGGUCUCGGCCCCGCGCCCGGGUCAUGGGCCUUGGUGUUGGAGCAGCUCUAUCAGUGAUUCGCAGCAUCACGACGACGAGAAGCGAGCGCUGAGCCGAGAGAUCAUCGUCCUCAACAACCGCCUGGUGGAAGCUAAACUUAGCAUCGACAAGCUACAAGACGACAAUGAAAUGUACCGUAAGGACUGCUCUCUGGCGACGCAGCUGCUGCAGUGUCGAGCGCAGAUGGACGAGCUGCCGGCAGACUUCCAGGAGCACAUGACUCUUCACCUGGAGGAGGAGGAGGAGGAGGAGCCCCCCUUGUAUGCGGAGCCGGGGGCCCCCCUGUAUGCAGAGCCGGGGCCCCCCCUGUACGCAGAGCCGGGGCCCCCCUCUCACCUGGAGAAGCCUGAGCGCUGCAGCAGCCACGGCUCCCGCUCGCCCAGUCCCAGCCCCCCCACAGAGCACACCUUCAUCCUGCAGAGCCUGGGGGGGCCGGGGGGCCGGCUGGGGCUGCGUGCCGCCUACAAGUCCGACCUUUACAGCAGCGAUACGGCCCUGUACUGUCCCGACGACAGGCAGCGAGAGAGACGCCCCAGCAUGGACCUGAGGACCCCAGUGUACGGGCCCCAGAACUCCACGGACAGCCAGAGUAACCCUGAGGACAGCUCCGUGGGCCUGGCGCAGACCUUCUCUCAGGACCCCUUCUCUAAAUUCCCUCCUCUGGGAACCGGCUCCAGCUCCUACUCCAGCUUCAGUGUCUCCGAGGACAAGCCCCAGGGCGGGGCCAGCUCCACAGGCUCCUCCCCCCAGCGCCCCCCCCACACCCUCUACAUGGAAUGGCGGGACGCGGCGCACUACGACGAGGAGCGCAAGAGCGAGUCGUCGUGGGAUGGAGGCGACCCCGACAGCCUGUUCUGCGACGCCACCUCCUUCCAGCAGGGGGAGACGCACUCCCCCGUCUACAGCCGCACCAUGUCGUCUUGCUUCAGCGAGCCGUACGAGCCGCUGCCGCCCUCCUCCUCCCCGAGCGUGGCGUACGGCGAGGACAGCCGGCGCGGCAGCACGUUGGCGCCCGAGGAGGAGGAGCUGAUCUGCCGCUGGAGGCAGCUGAGCGCAGAGGACCUGCACCGCAGCCCGGGCCGCGCCUCGCCCUACAGCUUCUCCGAGCAGCACUUCUGCGUGCGGCCCGCCAAGAUCCGCCUCGGCCCCGUCUACAGCAGCUUCCAGGACGGCGCCGACUACUACCACCUCCAGCAGCAGGCGGCGGAGCGCUGGGCGGGCGCGGCGGCCAGCCAGGACGGCGAGCACAGCGAGCACAUGUACCGGGCUGAGGAGGGCGGCCGCGGCUCCCAGCAAAGCCUGUACCACUCCCCGAAGGACAGGGAGGGGGCGGGGCCAGGGGCGGGGCCAGAGGAGGAGCAGGAGUACCAGGAGGAGCCCAGUCCCUGCAGCUCCACAGAGUCUCUGUGUCGGUCUCGGUCCGUGGAGAUGGCGGGAGAGCUGCAGCAUUACCAGGCGGAGAUGCACAGUGCGCAGGCGAGCCCCGGGGGGUCCCCCACCGCCGCGGCGUACGCGCCCCUCAUGUUUGGGACGCUGGGGCUGACGCGGAAGGACAGUCUGACCAAGGCACAGCUCUACGGGACUCUGCUCAACUAG